Messenger RNA from Tetrahymena thermophila SB210, 1329 nucleotides. Its product is annotated as phosphatidate cytidylyltransferase. The record is from RefSeq and is a predicted model, not a curated record. Gene Ontology annotation, cellular component: endoplasmic reticulum membrane. Gene Ontology annotation, molecular function: phosphatidate cytidylyltransferase activity. Lineage: Eukaryota; Ciliophora; Oligohymenophorea; Hymenostomatida; Tetrahymenidae. The transcript has 6 exons.
AUGAGCUAAGUAACUAAUAGAUCAUAAAAGAAAUCUCAUCAAAAGAGAGAUGAAAAAUCAGAAGAAGAUUCUUCUGAUGAAAAAACAGAUGACUUCUCUGAGGAGGAACUAGAUAAAUUAGAAGCAUAAAAGAAAGAAGAAACCCAAAAAACAAUGAGAAACGUACCUAUUGCCGUAGCAACUUUAAGCAACGCUAAAGUCAGAACUAUUUACACUUUGAUUAUGCUCUUCUGUUUCAUCUUAAUUGUUUCUGCUGGAGCUUUCUAUUGUGCCCUUCUUAUUACUACUAUCACUGCAGGUAUAUUUAGAGAAAUUAUCAAUCUCAAGAGAAAGACAUAAAGGGAGUAUAAAAUACCUUUUUUCAAUAUGAUCAACUGGUAUUUCUUUUUUGUAGGUGUUUUCUAUUUCUAUGGAGCAUUUUAUACCUCAAAGAUAAGUGAAGAAACAUCUAUACCAGAUUAUGUUAGAUCCAUUUUAAAUUAUCACAAAUUUGCAUCUUUUAGUCUUUGGAUUAUUGGCUUCUUGGUAUUUGUCUUAUCACUUACUUAAGGUUUCUAUCGUUAUUAAUUCAGAUUGUUUGGAUGGACUCAUCUUACUAUACUUAUAGUUGUAGCUCAAACUUCCGUUAUUGUUAGCAAUUUAUAUCAAGGUUUAGUUUGGUUUAUUCUUCCUGCACUCUUAGUUAUUAGCAAUGAUAUUUUUGCAUACAUUUUUGGUAAACUAUUUGGUAAAACAAAACUCAUUUAGCUCUCUCCUAAUAAAACAUGGGAAGGAUUUAUAGGUGGCUUUUUCAGUUCACUAUUCUUCGCUGUUUUGUUCUCUUACAUAUUCUAAAAUGUCCCUUUCUUGAUUUGCUAAAAUGACAUUCAAACAAUUACUCCUUUUGUAUUCAAAUCUUGCUAAGUAGAUUCUUUCUAUAUUCCUAGUCCUUUAACUAAUUAAUUCUUUAGUUAAACAUUCCCAUUCAAUCAUAUUUAGCUCUCAGAAUUCUAAGUUCACAGUCUUUACUUGAGUUUGUUUGCUUCAUUAAUUGCACCUUUUGGUGGUUUCUUUGCUUCUGGUUUCAAGAGAGCUCUUAAAGUCAAAGAUUUCGGUACUUCUAUUCCAGGACAUGGUGGCCUCACAGAUCGUAUGGAUUGUCAACUUUUAAUGGGAACAUUUACUUUCUGUUACUUGAACUACAUUGUCAUAGGAUCAGUUGUUAGUGUUAUUGCUUCUAUUAAUUCUAAUUUCAAAAGCUUAUCUUUAGAUAACUAAGCAAAAGUAUUGGAAUAACUAAAGAAAUCAUACGAAGAGAAAAUGAAUCAAAGCAAUUAAAUCAAGCUUUGA